AUGGCCGACACUGAUCCUUGGCGGUGGAGCGUAGACGAGCUCGUCGCCCAAGUCUGCCACUCGCAUACGCUAUUCAACACUGCAGGCGAGUACACUAAUAUUCCACCUGGUCCAGCACUCGAGAAGGAGAUCAGAGCCCGAAACAUGACAGGAAAAGAGUUCCUUACUACCAUCGAUAGCCGUGCGCUAAUACUAAGAAAUGAAUUCAAAAUCCCUCACCUCAUCCAGCGACUCGCUCUAUGGUCCGUCAUAGGAAUGCUUCGCGAAAGGCCUUCUAUACACAACCAGCAUAAUCUCACCACAAGCGUGCAACCGCCCGAUAACAACAUCACAAAAGCGUCACCAGCUCUAGACGUUGAUGCAUGCCUUCACGACAGAUCCAGUCCUCACGACACACCCAACCUCCACGGGGCCGGUCGGAGACGGAAAAAGGUUGAACUUGUCUCCAUGGAGCCGUUGCAGCGAGCCCAGGCAGGAGCCGACGCCGACGCCGACGUCGACGUCGACGAAUUUAGCCAUCUUCUGCGAUGGCACGAUCCAGACGUCGAGGACAACAUAAUCGACUUUGCCUGGCAAGAUGACCCAGAAGAAGAGCAUGCUGCAGAAGACGACCCAGAGCUUUCUGAAGACUCGGAGGAAGAGCCGCCUAGCCGGACAACUCUCACUGUUGAUGAGAUUGUCGAGAUUAUCAACGAGCGCAUCGCUUUCUAUAGCGAGUCGUGGAGACCAAACGCGGGCGUCCCGCGAGGCGAAGAGGUCGUAUAUGACGUUGAUGCUAUGUGGGACGAGGCAGAGGCUUCAGGCAAAAGACAACAUCUCAUACAGCAGCACGAAACAGACUAUGCCUACUAUAGCAACCGGCUUGACAAGCUGUGCGACGAGAUUGUCCAGUCUCCGGGAAGCAACGCAGAUAAAGUACGGAAACAAUGCCGUAAUCUUGAGACCACUAUCGAGUUGAUGGAGCUAGCUGGAUGGUUGCGCGACAUCUACAAACUUGAGCCUGUUGAAAGUAGCGAGGCUGAAAGCGAAAGCCAUCCUAGUAAUGUCACCGCUCACGCUAUACCUAUGGAGUUUAUCGAUUUAGAGUCACCACCAGACCCACCAGCAUUGCAAGCGGAAAAUCCAUUGUUUUCACAGAAACAACCUCGUACACAAAUUCCAGGCAUUCCUUACAGCAUUGAGCCCGUGCGCAAUCUUCCAACCAGCGGGGAUGAGCCUGAAAACGCCUCAGUUCUGUCAGUACGCCGCUGGAAAUGGCAGGAGCUCAUCGAAAACCUGGACCGUAAGCGCAUCGUCUCGAAGACCAUUUCUGAAAUGGCAUCUAGCGAUCGCGAAUCUAUCCGCACUCGUUGUAUUCACGUUGGAAAACAUAGACUGUCAAGGGAGAUCGCUGCGUGCGUCAACAUGCUACAAAGAGGAGAAUCAAAACUCCAAGGUGUUCUCCAUCGAGACAUGCCAAAAGUUAUUACCUUUGCUAAUUUAUUUCUGUCAUGGUGGCUUUGUAGAGAUUAUUACAAAGAACCAAAUGCUUCUGCGGCAGAGCUUGAAGAGCUGAAGCGCUGUAUAGACGACGGAUCGGCCGAGAUAGCAACCUUCUACGACUAUCUUCAUACCAUUAUGAGGACGACAUUCAGCGAGCAGGCUCUACAGCAUCCUGAGCAGCCAUCACAGGCAGAGAUUAUUGAGAUAUCGGACGAUGAGUGA
This is a messenger RNA of Exserohilum turcica Et28A, 1704 nucleotides long. RefSeq lists its product as uncharacterized. The record is from RefSeq and is a predicted model, not a curated record. Bases 1 to 1704 code for a protein of 567 amino acids. The transcript is spliced from 2 exons. Lineage: Eukaryota; Fungi; Ascomycota; Dothideomycetes; Pleosporales; Pleosporaceae.